Molecule: messenger RNA, 1804 nt
Organism: Setaria italica (foxtail millet)
Lineage: Eukaryota; Viridiplantae; Streptophyta; Magnoliopsida; Poales; Poaceae
Product: bromodomain adjacent to zinc finger domain protein 2B-like
Exons: 2
Coding region: 291-1187 (298 amino acids)
Source: RefSeq, a predicted model, not a curated record
CUUGACCGUGAAGGCUGAGGAGGAGCUGUUCUUGAGUCCAUUCGGAUAUCCGGCAAAUAUAUAAGACCCAUCGGCCAUUUGCCUUGGGAACAUCGCAUAUGCUCUCAGUUGCUUCCCUCCACCAUCUAGCUUGCAGCAAGCAAACAAACGUUUCGGUUCGAGUCGCUUUGCGGCCGCAAGUCUUCGUUUUCUGAUCAGCGACUUCACCCUCUUGUUGGCUCUCUAGCUGCUUGCCCAGCCUCAACCAACCUCUUCGAUCUCCAGCUCCAUCACAGCUUGCUCCAAUCGGAAUGGCGUCCCCGUUGACAGAAACCUCGCCUCCCCCGACCCUCCGAGACGUCAUCGGCCACGAUGACGACGAUGACAACUUCAUCGCGGAGGAGGAGGAGGAGGAAGAUGAGGACGAGGAGGAUGAGUGGGACAUGAGCAAGCGCCUGUCCCGCCUGUCCAUGGAGGGCUCCGACGGCGGCGACGCCGACGACGAGGACGGCGGAGACGGCGAGGAUGAAGAGGAGGAGGCGGACGACGACGACGAGUUCGAGGUGCGGUCGGACAUCAACGGCGCGACGUACGGCGGCGGCGCGCACCAUCCGUGGCCCCCCUACGACGGGCUGCAGGCGGCCCCGUCGUCGGCGUCGCUCCCCGGCACGCCCGACCGCGGCGCGCAGGCGGCGGGGGCGCGGUCGUCGCCGCCGUGGUGGCCCGGUCCGAGCGGCGGCAAUAAGGAGUACGCGAGCGAGACGGAGGCGCGGUGGCCGCCCGAGGGCGGGCGCGGCGGGAGGCGGCCGUGGCAGCGGCGCGAGCGGAUGGCGCGGGAGGUGUGGCUGGAGCGCGCGUGGCGGAUGCGGAAGCAGCGGCGGCAGCUGCAGGAGGCGGCGGUGCCGGUGGUGGUCCUCGGCGGCGGGGGCGGCUCCCCCGCCUCGUUCCGUGGCGGCGGCGUGGCGAUGGACAUGGAGGAGGUCCGCGCGUGCCGGGACCUGGGGCUGGACCUCCCCUGCGACUGGACCGUGGAGAUCCCCUCCCACGCGCUCUCCGGCGUCGACACCGCCAGCAGCGGCGGCAACUCGCCGGCCUCGGGCAGCUGGCGCAUCUCCAGCCCCGGGGACGACCCCAAGGACGUGAAGGCGCGGCUCAAGGUGUGGGCGCAGGCCGUGGCGCUCGCGUCCGCCUCUCGCCUCGGCUCCUGAAGGCAGUACUACACUACUAUAUGUGUCCGAGUUCCAACUUCCAAGCGGCAACGGCGGAUCAACAACUCACCCAUUCAAGCUGUUCCUCCGGCCAAUGCGUGCAUACCUCCAAGAUAGAAACCCCCGUCAUUUCAAACAGUAACAUACGUAGUCUUCGAAUCUCAUCAUCAUCAGGGAAAAACAAAAAAAAAACGAAACAAUGCUUCUGCCAAAGUUUUCGUGUUCCAGUGCUCCAAUGUACAAAUGCGUCAUCAAUUGUGUGUGAUUAUAGCUAGGAUCAGCAUUCCUAUCCAUUGGGAAAAAAAAAACAGAAAAUCGAAAGCUAUAGGACUAGCAUGCAUAUGGUUUGGUUCGCGCAGGGUGACACGUGCAGCGCCGUGGACCGUGUGUGUGUGUGUGUUUUGCAUUGCCUGGUUGUUGUACGAGUAUAGUAAGAGCGAUAAUGCAGGUGAAGAAAACAGAACAAGUGUUUUUUUUUUUUUGGUCAUGGAUGAUGUCUGUUGUUUGGUCUGUGGGGAGCAAGGCGGACCCAACAGCUUUACAGGUGUUCUUCAUCCAUGUGUUCUAGUAGUACACUAGAAAAGGAGAUAACAGAUUCAUGCAAAAAUGGUUUUCUA